AUGGCCCCUGGUCCUCAGACCUCCAAGCUAAAUGGAACUAACUGGAACAGGUGUGCUUUCGGAGGAGUUUGAGAGGUGACACCAGACAAAACAGUUCCCAAGGCUGUCCGGCUAAAGGCGUAGGCUACAGCGGGAACUUGGAACACUCCGCAAGUCGGCUGUGCAGAUGUGGCCAUGGAUGAUCAGGGAGCAGCUGUGGUGUCUGUGGACGGGCGGCCUGUGCGAUUGCAGCUCUGCGACACUGCGGGACAGGAUGAGUUCGACAAGCUGAGGCCUCUCUGCUACACCAACACGGACAUCUUCCUGCUGUGCUUCAGCGUGGUGAGCCCCUCGUCAUUCCAGAACGUCAGUGAGAAGUGGGUGCCCGAGAUUCGCUGCCACUGUCCCAAAGCCCCCAUCAUCCUGGUGGGGACGCAGUCGGACCUCAGAGAAGAUGUCAAAGUCCUCAUCGAGUUGGACAAAUGCAAGGAGAAGCCAGUGCCUGAAGAGGCGGCCAAGCUGUGCGCCGAGGAGAUCAAAGCUGCCUCCUACGUCGAGUGUUCGGCCUUGACGCAGAAGAACCUCAAGGAGGUCUUUGAUGCGGCCAUUGUCGCUGGCAUCCAGUACGCGGACACUCAGCAGCAGCCAAAGAAGUCUAAAAGCAGGACUCCAGACAAAGUGAAGAACCUCUCCAAGUCCUGGUGGAAGAAGUACUGCUGUUUCGUAUGAUCCUGGCCGGAACCCGGGGAGGCCGCUUUCAGCAGCUCAUUACCUGGCCUGACGCCUGGCUGUGUAGACCCUGGGUUGUGAGAGUGACAUGGCCCCAGGAGGCCGCAUUCUGUCUUGCCUUCCGUUUUCUUGUUUCUUUCAACCUAGGGAUGAGAAACUUAUGCAAGAUAUUUUUGAAGUAAGUUAAGAAUUUUCCGUAACUCUGGAAACUUAGAGCUCUAGACCUCUGGAUUAAUUUAUAUCUAAUAUGAAAGAGACACCUCCGAUGAGGCUGCUGAGGGUGGAAUGUUGCUACGUUGUAAUGUACAGAAGAACAAAGGGGGGGGUGUUUGGUAGCGUCUGAGUAAGGGCUGCUUAACGCUCAGCUCUAUCCACAGGUCAGCCCUGGAGGAGUGACUCUUAGCCUUGAAGUUCCAUGCACAACUUACCUUUACUGUUUGCAAUUUUUUUUAAGAGCAAAAAAUCAGAAAAAAAAAGAAAGACCUCUGCCUGCUAAACCUCAAACCUGUCACUUUUGUCAUGUACUAAUACCCAGUUGCUUAAGUUUUAAAAACAACCAACAAAAACCAUCCCACUGACCACAUGGCCUUGUGUAGACCCAAAAGGAAACUCGGUUACUGGGAAUUUGCAUCCUCAGGCCAGUCGUGUUGACACCGUGUGAACACGGCCAAAAUGUCAUGUGGAGGAAGCAGGUGCCGGCCGGUGAAGUUUCUAGAAAGGCCGACAGCAAAUGUUUGUGGGGUACGAGAUAUACCUUCUUUCCUUAAGUCAGCCAAAAUAUGCUUCUGUGUGUACACACCUGUACCCGUGCACACGUAUGCAUAUGUGGCUGUAUUUGCUGCUGAUCCAGACUUUUAAAUAGUUAGUGCAAAAAGCAAGGCCAUAGACAUCGAUGUCAGAGAAGCGCGAUUCCUCUUCUUGUUACCAGCAGGCAUCUUUCUGGUUGUACCUGAGCCGUGAUUUUAAGCAUAUCUGAAUGUAAGUGUUUUUAAGGCCAUCUUAAGACAAAAAUGCACAUCUCCCGAAGCCUGUUAAAACAACCAGUGGAGUCCACCGAUGUUCUCAGGGCGCUGUGUGUCUGAGGGGCUGGCAGGGGCGGGGUCUGUGCAGCCGGUCAGGUGCACGUGGGACCUCGACCCCCAUGUGCUGCUGCCUCCUUUCCAUGGGACAGAGAAUCACGUGUGUGCAGCAUGUCCUUCAGGGUGGCAGCUUUUAGGGCGAAAUCUUCUGGGGAAAACAACUCCCUUUCAGGAGAGUAGUUUCCCUUUGCAGCUGGGGAGCUUCGGAGACGCCCCCAGGUAGCCUGAAAGCCGGAAUCGUGAUGUCACCCAUGAGUAGGACAAGCAGUCUCCAAAAUCAUUUCAGGAACCAACUGGGGGACCCUGGAGGGCCAGAGGCUAGAAGAGUUUCAUCUUUCUGUGGGUUUAGUGUUGCCUUUUAUAUGUGUGUGUGUGUGUGUGUGUGUGUGUGUGUGUGUAUAUACACAUAAAAUUCAACGUGUGUUUUUCUAUAGAAAAAGUAAAAGAUCAGGUUAUACUUUUGGGUAGAGGCUUCUUUUAUUCUUGUUAGUAAAUAAAAUUAACAAAUUUCUUUGUUUAA
This is a messenger RNA of Tupaia belangeri chinensis (Chinese tree shrew), 2307 nucleotides long. It is a transcript of the gene RHOU, whose product is annotated as ras homolog family member U. The transcript is spliced from 4 exons. The record is from RefSeq and is a predicted model, not a curated record. Gene Ontology annotation, biological process: small GTPase-mediated signal transduction. Bases 175 to 708 code for a protein of 177 amino acids. Gene Ontology annotation, molecular function: GTP binding; GTPase activity. NCBI's taxonomy places the organism in Eukaryota, Metazoa, Chordata, Mammalia, Scandentia, Tupaiidae.